Molecule: messenger RNA, 2213 nt
Organism: Hipposideros armiger (great roundleaf bat)
Lineage: Eukaryota; Metazoa; Chordata; Mammalia; Chiroptera; Hipposideridae
Gene: PLIN2
Product: perilipin 2
Exons: 9
Coding region: 135-2030 (631 amino acids)
Biological process (GO): protein peptidyl-prolyl isomerization; protein folding; positive regulation of triglyceride storage
Cellular component (GO): lipid droplet; cytosol
Molecular function (GO): peptidyl-prolyl cis-trans isomerase activity
Source: RefSeq, a predicted model, not a curated record
GGGAUAUAUAGCCUGGUAGCCUGUGGGCCUCGCUUUAAACAUCGUUGGUGUUGCUGGAGCUGAGCUUGCUGGGCUCGUCGGAUUCUCGUCUCCUCCGUACUGUCUGUCGAUUCCUUCUUUCUCCAGGAAGAAAAAUGGCACCUGUUGCUGUUGAUUCACAACCGAGCGUGGUGACGAGGGUGGCCAACUUACCCUUGGUGAGCUCCACAUAUGACCUGGUCUCCUCGGCUUACUUCAGUACAAAGGAUCAGUAUCCCUACUUGAAGUCUGUGUGUGAGAUGGCGGAGAAGGGUGUGAAGACCAUAACCUCGGUGGCUGUGAUGAGCGCUCUGCCCAUCAUCCAGAAGCUAGAGCCACAAAUUGCUGUUGCCAACACUUAUGCCUGCAUGGGACUAGACAGGAUUGAGGAGAAAAUGCCUAUUCUGAAUCAGCCAACAAACCAGGUUGUCGCCAAUGCCAAAGGUGCUGUGACUGGGGCAAAGGAUGCUGUGACGACAACUGUGACUGGGGCCAAGGAUUCCGUGGCCAGCACGAUCACUGGGGUGAUGGAUAAGACCAAAGGAGCAGUGACUGGCAGUGUGGAGAAGACCAAGUCUGUGGUCAAUGGUAGCAUUAAUACAGUUAUGGGGAGUCGGAUGGUGCAGCUGAUGAGCAAUGGAGUAGAAAAUGCGCUCACCACAUCAGAGCUGCUAGUAGACCAGUAUCUCCCUCUCACUGAGGAAGAACUAGAAAAAGAAGCAAAAAAAGUUGAAGGAUUUGAUGCUGUUCAAAAGCCAAGUUAUUACGUUAGGCUGGGAUCUCUGUCUACCAAGCUCCGCUCACGUGCCUACCAGCAGGCUCUUGGCAGGGUGAAAGAAGCCAAGCAAAAAAGCCAAGAGACCAUUUCUCAGCUCCAUUCUACAGUUAACCUGAUUGAAUUUGCCAGGGAGAAUGUGCAUAGUGCCAACCAGAAAAUUCAGGGUGCUCAGGAUAGGCUGUAUGUCUCCUGGGUGGAGUGGAAGAGAAGCAUCGGCUAUGAUGACACUGAUGAAUCUCACUGUACUGAGCACAUCGAGUCACGCACUCUUGCUAUUGCCCGCAACCUGACUCAGCAGCUCCAGACCACGUGCCACACUCUCCUGUCCAACGUCCAAGGGUUACCGCAGAACAUCCAAGAUCAGGCCAGUCACUUGGGCGUGAUGGCUGGAGACAUCUACUCAGUGUUCCGCAAUGCCGCCUCCUUUAAGGAAGUGUCGGAUGGCUUCCUCACUUCCAGCAAGGGGCAGCUGCAGAAAAUGAAGGCAUCUUUAGAUGAUGUGAUGGAUUAUCUUGUUAACAACACACCCCUCAACUGGCUGGUAUUUGAUUUUACUGCCAUAGACUUUACAUCUGACACUGAUGAAAUUCCAGAUAUUAUAGCUUUGGAAGAAGAGUAUGGAUCAGGUCAUUCACAUGCUAAUAACUCUGAGUCUUCUCAGGACAAAAUGUUGAACAACAAGAAAAUACUCCCUUGGGGCCUUCCAGACGCCGCUGCCGGGACUUUUCUAAGCUCAGCCAUGGUCAACCCCACGGUGUUCUUUGACAUAGCUGUCGACGGUGAGCCUUUGGGCCGAGUCUCCUUUGAGCUGUUUGCAGACAAAGUUCCAAAGACAGCAGAAAAUUUUCGUGCCCUGAGCACUGGGGAGAAAGGAUUUGGUUAUAAGGGUUCCUGCUUUCACAGAAUUAUUCCAGGAUUUAUGUGCCAGGGUGGUGACUUUACACACCAUAACGGCACAGGUGGCAAGUCCAUCUAUGGGGAGAAGUUUGAUGAUGAGAAUUUCAUCCUGAAGCAUACAGAGCCUGGCAUCCUGUCCAUGGCAAAUGCUGGACCCAACACAAACGGUUCUCAGUUUUUCAUCUGCAUGGCCAAGACUGAGUGGUUGGAUGGCAAGCACGUGGUCUUUGGCAAGGUGAAAGACGGCCUGAAUAUUGUGGAAGCCAUGGAGCACUUUGGAUCCAGGAAUGGCGAGACGAGCAAGAAGAUCACCAUUGCUGACUGUGGACAACUCUGAUGCAUUUGACUGGUUUUAUCUUAAUCAGACCAUUCCUUCCGUAGUCAGGAGAGCACCCCUGCCCCAUCUGCUCGGAACACCCCAUAAUCUUUGUGCUCUCGCAGUUCGUUGGGUUCCAUAUUUUCUUUUCCCCCUCCAAGUCUAGCUGGGUUGCAGAGUUAAAUUUAUGAAUAUGAAAUAAAA